UUUUAUUAUCACCAUAAAAAUGUUUGGAAGGAUAUUUGUCUCAAAAAGUUCGACUGCUAAGCUCGCGAUGAGCACCGGGAAGACCCUCCUCGCCAGUAGGAGUGGCAUACCUAGCCACCAAGCGAGAAGCUUCCAUAGUUUACAGAUGGCUAGGAGCAAACUCCCAGGAGUUUGCCUUUAUUCCAGCAGAAGUAUGGCUCCUUUAGGAGCUAGACUUUGCUCUACAACUACAGGAGUUAGUAAUUCUAGUGGCAUUGACCAGAUCGUAAGCAAAUUCCAAAGCUUUAACCAACUCCCUGAUGUUAUGGAGAUCACUCAGAUCAUGGAACGGAUUGUUAACACCACUCUCACAGUUGAGGAACAUAAUGGGUUCCAGCCCUUCAUGGAGGAAGUCGCUGAUGUUGCCCUCAGAAAUAUUGAUGAUGCCAGUAAUGGAUCUCAAGUUCUUACUUACAUGAGAUUCUUCCUUGAAAAGGGUGAUUCAAGUCCAUCUGUCUGGAGAAGAGUAGAUCAGGCUCUGCUCACAGUACUUGAAAACGCUUCUACUGAAACUAUUCUUGAAAUUUAUGAAUUAUUGAAGAAUAAUAAGAGACUUACUCAAGAAAGCGGCAUGGCAAUUGCCAAUGAGCUCAAAAACAGAAUUUCCUCUACAGAUUUAUCCAAGAUCGCUACCUCAACCUCAAUAAUUUGUGCAUUCAGCCUUCAGGAUCAUGAAUUCACCACUGCUCUUGAGGAAGGCCUGCUUGGGUUAUCUUCUACAGACUCAACUAUACCGACUGAGAAUAUUAAGAAAAUGUCGACUGAGGAUUUCUCACUUCUGUGUAGGAUGAUUUCUCAUUAUAACCUCACUCUUGAUGAAUUCUUGCUCAAUUCCAGAUCGUAUGUGACUGAAAAGAUGAACCGCUUCACUCCACAAGAGCUUGGAGAUGUGCUAUUCACUUAUCUAGUUAGGAGCCAAGACUCUGAACUAGCAAUAGCCGCUGAGAAGAGAAUCUUAGAGGUCAGGAAAACCUUGACUAUUGAUGACUGCAUUUCCUUGAUGAAUGCAUACAUGCUGUAUGAGUCUUCUGAAGAUCUAUGGAAUGUGUUUGAUGUGGUCAUUGGCACUAAUAUCAAGAAGAUUGAUGAAUCCCAGAUUGUGCCAGUCCUCCAAAUGUUCUCUAAAGCCCCUCAUAACAGAAUGAAGUUGUUCCUAGUAUUUGUUCACAAGAUCAGAAACUCUAGACUUGAGCUGACACAGUUGGCAUCACUCGCUAGAAUUUAUGGAGAGGUAGGCUACACAGAUGCUGAUAUUUACUCAUAUCUUGAUUCUACCCUCUCAAACAGGGUACUCCAAAUGGGAGAUGAAGAAAUCACUAACACUCUGAUCGGCUUUAUGAACCCUGAUAUUAAGGGCAAGUUCAAAGUUAUUGAAAAUAUUGAGGAUCGUAUCCAUCAAAUUAUGUCAAAGGUUUCUCUCCACAAUGUUACUGUAUUACUUCUCAAAUAUGGGCAGCUGAGACAUGGGUCGAAGAUCUUGAUAAAGUCUUGCCUGAAAAGAGUUGAAGAUAUCUACUCUACUACUAACGAGUCUGUAUCUCCCAUGCAGCUGAUGAUGACGCUCUAUGGCUAUAGCUUGGUCGGCGCUGAGGCUAAGAGCUACUAUCCCGUUCUGAAGCACAUCAUUGCGGCCAAGGACGAACUAGAUUAUGGAAGGUUGACUGAGAUAUUCUCCAUCCUUAUGAAAUUCCAAGAUGAUGAAGAGUUCUUGACAGCUCUUGUCGAAAUCAGACACAAACUUGAGAAAUAUAAUACUGAUGGCACCCUAAAAGCAGACCUUGAGUAAUUUGCAAUAAUCUAAACUAAGA
Messenger RNA from Moneuplotes crassus, 1847 nucleotides. The record is from the annotation of a GenBank genome assembly. NCBI's taxonomy places the organism in Eukaryota, Ciliophora, Spirotrichea, Euplotida, Euplotidae.